AUGAUUCCUCAAUGUGUUCGAGUUGUUUUUCCUUCGAACAAAAAUAUUCAGGUUCUUCUUCCAUCACAGCAAUCAGUAUUUCAAUGUCCACGACCCUCCACAUUGGAACAAAUUCGUAUCGUUAAUCCAACUGCUUUUGUAUCUCAAUCAACUUCUAAUUCAUCUACAUCACAAUCUCAUGUUAUACCAAGUUCAUUGCCUGCUUCAUUGAUUUCAAAAGAGCAGGCAACACAAAAUACAUCUUUAUUUGUAACAAGAACAUCCUCGUGUGAAAUGCCAUCUUUAUUAUCUCAAACAACUAGUGAUGUUGCACCACAAGAAAAUAUAUUAGGAACAAACUCGACAUCAGAUACAGGUAAAGAAAACAUCUGUCUUAAAGAAAAAA
Molecule: messenger RNA, 385 nt
Organism: Rotaria sordida
Lineage: Eukaryota; Metazoa; Rotifera; Eurotatoria; Philodinida; Philodinidae
Source: the annotation of a GenBank genome assembly